GCUUCAGUUGCUUUACCCUAGAGCCGCCCUCGAGUAUGAUCACGGCAAAAGAAAGAGAAGUUGCAGAAAUUCUGUUAAACUUACCGGAGCUUAUAGCAAAAUUAAGUCUUUAUGGUAAAGAACAACUUCUUCCUUGGGGCUGGAAAAAACGGAGAUCCGCCGUUAAUUAUCCUUUGACUCCAUUACCGUCCCCAGAACUUCAACAAUCACCACCCGCAGCUGACUUCUCUCCCUCUCCCUCUCCGUCUCCGUCUCCGUCACCGACAACGUCACCGUCAUCCUCUUCACCUCCAGAACCGCAGAGAUUCAAGCCAAGAGUUGCCAACACUAAGGAGCAGUUGCUGCAGCAAAUUAAUGAGUUAACACAGCGGAAAAAUGUUUAUCAACAGGAGUUGUUCAAGGUCCAGAGUCACCUAGAGAGGCAAAUAGAAUUCAAUACCACUUUGAAAGAGUUAACUGGAGCAACAACUUUGGCAUAUAGAGAUUAGUAAUCAUCAGAGUAUAUUACAUAAUACUUAAUAUAUAUCUCUAACUUAUUAUCAUUGUAAUCCUGAGUUUGUGUUGAUUUGAUACAUGAAACAGGUAAUAUAAAGCAUUUGUCUUAAUUAGCGAUAGACUAUUCUACAUAUAUAAGUUAGUUUGGACAUAGAGGUGGAGCCAUUAGCCAGGAUUUGAAGCCUGUGGGUUUAGAAUUGUAAUCCUUUUAA
Messenger RNA from Nicotiana attenuata, 707 nucleotides. RefSeq names its product probable basic-leucine zipper transcription factor R. The record is from RefSeq and is a predicted model, not a curated record. The transcript is spliced from 3 exons. The coding region runs from base 36 to 488 and encodes 150 amino acids. Lineage: Eukaryota; Viridiplantae; Streptophyta; Magnoliopsida; Solanales; Solanaceae.